This is a messenger RNA of Penicillium odoratum, 534 nucleotides long. RefSeq lists its product as uncharacterized. The record is from RefSeq and is a predicted model, not a curated record. Lineage: Eukaryota; Fungi; Ascomycota; Eurotiomycetes; Eurotiales; Aspergillaceae. The transcript is spliced from 3 exons. The coding region runs from base 1 to 534 and encodes 177 amino acids.
AUGGAUUUAGAAGAUCUCAAAGUCAAAAAUAAUCCCGCCAGACUCGCUAACGACUUACCAGAAUUUACCUGUGGAGAGAGGCGUGUCGAGAAAAUACAACUCAACGGCCUCUAUACCCAAGCCGAAGGGAGAAGGCAGAUGACAAAGUUAGAGACUAUAUCCGCGAGUUGGGUUAUAUGCGACAGCUGGGCCGGAAUCGCAGGCACAAUAUCUCUCGCAGUUGCCCAAGGUGGUCCAGCCACUUUGAUCUAUGGAACCUUCUUAAUUUUUUUUUGGUUGGUGCCUGUGCUCUACGCUAGCCGAACUGACUUGUUUAUCCGACUGCCGGCGGACAAUACCACUGGACCUCUAUCAUUGGCCCCUAAGUCCAUGAAUCGUGCCUUGACUUACUGCUGUGGAAUGGCAACCGUAUUUUCCUGGAUAGCCAUUUGCACCGGCAUUGCUAUAAUCCCCGCACAACUCAUUGUCGGGAUCGCAUUGUUCUACAACCCAGAUUACGUCCCAUCAGCAUGGCAUUACUUCUUGAUCUACUAA